Molecule: messenger RNA, 474 nt
Organism: Carya illinoinensis
Lineage: Eukaryota; Viridiplantae; Streptophyta; Magnoliopsida; Fagales; Juglandaceae
Product: indole-3-acetic acid-induced protein ARG7-like
Exons: 1
Coding region: 1-474 (157 amino acids)
Biological process (GO): response to auxin
Source: RefSeq, a predicted model, not a curated record
AUGGCGAUCUCCACGAAACGGGUAGCGAAAAUCCGCCAAAUCGUGCGGCUCAAACAAGCCAUGCUGCGGUGGAAGCACAUGAACCUCCGGCGCCGGACCGAUUCGCGUCCCUCUUCCUACUCCGAUUCCGGUCAGCGCAUCCCACCCGGUCUUAUGGUGCUUUAUGUAGGCCCGGAACGCGAACGGUUCGUGAUUCCCACUCGGUUCCUGAACCUACCAGUGUUCGUAGGUCUGCUGAAGAAAGCCGAGGAAGAGUUCGGGUUUCAGAGAACCGGCGGUUUGGUUCUGCCCUGCGAGGUUGGGUUUUUCGGAGAAAUGCUGAAACUUUUGGAGACCGAUGAGAGUGGAUUCCGCGGGCUUGGUUUGGAUGAUUUCUUGAAGCUGAUCUCAGAAAUAGGUUCUGAAUCUUACAACGAAGCAACGUCAAGUUCAUUCCGCAUGGCCACUCCCCUGCUACAGAAAGCGAGGGUCUGA